GGUCAAACCUGUCGGAAACUGACAAUCCAGAGGAACCCUAACAUAAUAGCUUUUCGUGUCACUUGGACAAGGCAUAACUCCAAGGCGCGUGUGCUCUCUCUCUCUCCGCUGGUUCCUUAAAAAAAAUCGACACACGCUUCUUCACCUCCAUCAUCCUCGAAGCUCAGCUCAGCUCAAUCUGAAUCUCUCAAUUAUCUCAGUUAAACUUUUGGUAUUGCUUAUUUAUUUAGAAGAUCCUUUGAGAGAUGGCAGAUCGAUUGACACGUAUUGCUAUCGUGAGUUCAGACCGUUGCAAGCCUAAGAAAUGUCGCCAAGAGUGUAAGAAGAGCUGUCCUGUGGUCAAGACAGGAAAACUUUGUAUUGAGGUGACUGUUGGUUCCAAGCUUGCUUUCAUCUCAGAGGAGUUGUGCAUUGGUUGCGGUAUUUGCGUUAAGAAAUGUCCAUUUGAAGCUAUUCAGAUUAUCAAUCUUCCCAGAGACUUAGAGAAAGACACGACCCAUCGUUAUGGUGCAAACACUUUCAAGUUGCACAGGCUUCCAGUUCCAAGGCCAGGGCAGGUCCUAGGGUUGGUUGGGACAAAUGGUAUUGGCAAAUCAACCGCUUUGAAAAUUUUGGCAGGAAAGCUCAAACCAAACUUGGGCCGUUUCACUAAUCCUCCAGACUGGCAAGAAAUCUUGACUCACUUCCGUGGGUCUGAACUUCAAAACUACUUCACCCGUAUUCUAGAAGAUAAUCUAAAGGCCAUUAUAAAGCCUCAGUAUGUCGACCACAUCCCAAAAGCUGUGCGAGGCAACGUUGGAGAGGUCCUUGACCAGAAGGACGAGAGAGACAAGAAGGCGGAACUCUGUGCUGAUCUGGAGCUGAACCAGGUCAUUGAUCGUGACGUUGAGAAUUUAUCUGGUGGUGAGCUGCAGAGGUUUGCUAUCGCUGUUGUCGCCAUACAAAACGCUGAGAUAUACAUGUUUGAUGAGCCGUCUAGUUACCUUGACGUUAAGCAAAGACUCAAAGCUGCUCAAGUCGUCCGCUCCCUCCUUAGGCCUAAUAGCUAUGUCAUUGUGGUGGAGCAUGAUCUCAGUGUUCUUGACUACUUGUCGGAUUUCAUUUGCUGUCUGUAUGGGAAACCAGGAGCCUACGGUGUUGUGACUCUCCCCUUCUCUGUUAGAGAAGGAAUCAACAUUUUCUUGGCUGGGUUCGUUCCCACAGAGAAUCUACGUUUUAGAGAAGAGUCGCUGACCUUCAAGGUUGCUGAGACUCCACAAGAAAGUGCUGAAGAAAUACAGUCGUACGCUAGGUACAAGUACCCAACCAUGACCAAAACUCAAGGAAACUUCAGGUUGAAAGUGACGGAAGGUGAAUUCACCGACUCUCAGAUUAUUGUUAUGCUUGGGGAGAAUGGUACUGGGAAGACAACAUUUAUCCGGAUGCUGGCGGGUUUGUUAAAACCAGACGAGACAGAAGAAUCAGACAUAGAGAUACCAGAAUUCAAUGUUUCUUACAAGCCACAAAAGAUCAGCCCCAAGUUUCAGAAUUCAGUUAGGCACUUGCUACAUCAGAAGAUUCGAGAUUCUUACAUGCAUCCUCAGUUUGUGUCGGACGUGAUGAAGCCGCUUCAGAUUGAGCAGUUGAUGGAUCAGGAAGUUGUCAAUCUCUCAGGAGGAGAGCUGCAAAGGGUUGCAUUAGCUCUGUGCCUCGGAAAGCCUGCGGAUAUAUACCUGAUUGAUGAGCCAAGUGCAUACCUCGAUUCAGAGCAACGUAUUGUGGCUUCUAAAGUCAUUAAGCGGUUCAUUCUCCAUGCAAAGAAAACUGCAUUUAUAGUCGAGCAUGACUUUAUAAUGGCUACCUAUUUAGCCGACCGGGUCAUUGUCUAUGAAGGACAGCCAUCCAUUGAUUGUGUUGCAAAUUGUCCUCAGUCACUACUCAGUGGAAUGAAUCUCUUCCUCUCUCAUCUAAACAUCACCUUCAGACGGGAUCCCACCAAUUUCAGACCAAGAAUAAACAAAUUAGAGUCGACUAAAGACAGGGAGCAAAAGUCUGCUGGCUCAUACUACUACUUGGACGAUUAAGACAACUACCAUGAGAACAUAGGGGCAUGAUCUGGAUACAACAUUGUCUGAAUUCCACAAAGGUCUUUCGCUCUGAGGAAGUUGAUCUUAUGAGGUCGGGAUAGUGUUUCUCUUAUCAAGCUUUUGAUUGUUUGUUCAUAAGUUUUGCUUCUAAGAUUUGCCAUUGCCGUCUUCCUCUUCCUGGACACUUAGCAAGUUUUUUUAUUAACUUACAAUAAAACACACUGAAUCCUUUUUAACUUUUUUGGCAUUUGUACUUUCUUUACUGUUGUAAUGUUAUUAUUUGGAUUUACAAGGAAUGUACUGCCUAUUACUAUUUUA
Brassica napus (rape) is the source of this 2384-nucleotide messenger RNA. RefSeq names its product ABC transporter E family member 2-like. The transcript is spliced from 13 exons. Gene Ontology annotation, molecular function: ATP binding; iron ion binding; ATP hydrolysis activity. Bases 246 to 2063 code for a protein of 605 amino acids. Gene Ontology annotation, biological process: ribosomal subunit export from nucleus; translational termination; translational initiation. NCBI's taxonomy places the organism in Eukaryota, Viridiplantae, Streptophyta, Magnoliopsida, Brassicales, Brassicaceae. The record is from RefSeq and is a predicted model, not a curated record.